Messenger RNA from Orycteropus afer afer, 3105 nucleotides. It is a transcript of the gene CMIP, whose product is annotated as c-Maf inducing protein. Lineage: Eukaryota; Metazoa; Chordata; Mammalia; Tubulidentata; Orycteropodidae. The record is from RefSeq and is a predicted model, not a curated record. Gene Ontology annotation, cellular component: cytosol; nucleoplasm.
CCCGCCGCCCCAGACGCCCAGGACAGCCCCCUUUCCCCGCCCCCCGCCCCCUUUCCCGGUCCGGGCCAUGGAUCUGACCAGCAGCUCGGGCGGCGGCGGCGACCCCCGGCAGAUCGAAGAGACCAAGCCGCUGCUGGGGGGAGACAUGUCGGCCCCCGAGGGCACGAAGAUGGGCGCCGUGCCCUGCCGCCGGGCCCUGCUGCUCUGCAACGGGAUGAGGUACAAACUGCUGCAGGAGGGCGACAUCCAGGUCUGUGUCAUCCGGCACCCGCGGACCUUUCUCAGCAAGAUCCUCACCUCGAAAUUCUUGAGGCGCUGGGAGCCGCACCACCUAACACUGGCCGACAACAGCCUGGCGUCCGCCACGCCAACUGGGUACAUGGAAAACUCCGUUUCCUACAGUGCUAUUGAAGAUGUUCAGCUGCUGUCCUGGGAGAACGCUCCGAAGUACUGUUUACAGCUCACCAUUCCUGGGGGGACUGUCUUACUGCAGGCCGCCAACAGCUACCUGCGAGACCAGUGGUUCCAUUCUCUGCAGUGGAAGAAAAAGAUUUACAAAUACAAGAAAGUCCUGAGCAACCCAAGCCGCUGGGAAGUCGUCUUGAAAGAGAUCCGUACUCUGGUGGACAUGGCCCUGACAUCCCCUCUGCAGGACGACUCCAUCAACCAAGCCCCACUGGAAAUCGUCUCCAAACUGCUCUCAGAGAACACGAACUUGACUACCCAAGAGCAUGAAAACAUCAUUGUGGCCAUCGCUCCUUUGCUGGAAAACAACCACCCACCACCAGAUCUCUGUGAAUUCUUCUGCAAGCACUGCAGAGAGCGGCCCCGGUCCAUGGUGGUCAUCGAAGUGUUCACUCCUGUGGUCCAGCGAAUCCUCAAGCAUAACAUGGACUUUGGGAAGUGCCCUCGACUGAGGCUGUUCACUCAGGAGUACAUCCUUGCCUUGAACGAACUCAACGCAGGCAUGGAAGUGGUGAAGAAGUUUAUUCAGAGUAUGCACGGCCCCACAGGGCACUGUCCCCACCCCCGGGUCCUGCCCAACCUGGUGGCUGUGUGCCUGGCCGCUAUCUACUCCUGCUAUGAAGAGUUCAUCAACAGCCGCGAUAACUCGCCCAGCCUGAAGGAAAUCCGGAACGGCUGCCAGCAGCCAUGCGACCGGAAGCCCACCUUACCUCUGCGCCUUCUGCACCCCAGCCCAGACCUGGUGUCUCAGGAAGCCACGCUGUCCGAGGCGCGCCUCAAGUCGGUGGUCGUGGCCUCCAGCGAGAUCCACGUGGAGGUGGAGCGCACCAGCACUGCCACGCCGGCGCUGACGGCCAGUGCGGGCAAUGACAGCGAGCCCAACCUCAUCGACUGCCUCAUGGUCAGCCCCGCCUGCAGCACCAUGAGCAUCGAGCUGGGCCCCCAAGCUGACCGCACCCUCGGCUGCUACGUGGAGAUCCUCAAGCUGCUGUCAGACUACGAUGACUGGAGACCAUCUCUGGCCAGCUUGCUUCAACCCAUUCCAUUCCCCAAAGAAGCUCUCGCACAUGAGAAGUUCACCCAGGAACUGAAGUAUGUGAUCCAGAGGUUUGCGGAAGACCCACGGCAAGAGGUCCACUCAUGCCUGCUGAGCGUGCGGGCCGGCAAGGAUGGCUGGUUCCAACUCUACAGCCCUGGGGGGGUGGCCUGUGAUGACGACGGGGAGCUGUUUGCCAGCAUGGUGCACAUCCUCAUGGGCUCCUGUUAUAAGACCAAAAAGUUCCUGCUCUCCCUGGCAGAAAACAAGCUGGGACCCUGCAUGCUGCUGGCACUGAGGGGGAACCAGACCAUGGUGGAGAUCCUGUGCCUGAUGCUGGAAUACAAUAUCAUUGACAACAAUGACACCCAACUGCAGAUCAUCUCGACCCUGGAGAGCACAGAUGUGGGCAAGCGCAUGUACGAGCAGCUGUGUGACCGUCAGCGGGAGCUGAAGGAGCUGCAAAGGAAAGGUGGGCCCACCAGGCUGACACUGCCCUCCAAGUCCACAGACGCUGACUUGGCUCGUCUGCUGAGCUCUGGCUCCUUUGGAAACCUGGAGAACCUCAGUUUGGCCUUCACCAAUGUAACCAGUGCCUGUGCUGAGCACCUCAUCAAACUGCCUUCUCUCAAGCAGCUGAACCUGUGGUCCACUCAGUUUGGAGACGCCGGCCUGCGGCUCCUGUCGGAACACCUCACCAUGCUCCAGGUGCUGAACCUGUGCGAGACGCCCGUCACCGACGCCGGCCUGCUGGCCCUCAGCUCUAUGAAGAGUCUGUGCAGCCUAAACAUGAACAGCACCAAGCUCUCGGCCGACACCUAUGAAGAUCUGAAGGCCAAGCUGCCCAACCUGAAGGAGGUGGAUGUCCGCUACACGGAGGCCUGGUGAACCCCGGCUGCACAGGAGGAGUCUGCAAGUGCAACAAAACAACUUGACUAAUAGCUGUAGACCAGCCGCCCCUGGGGUCCCACCUCAGCGUCCCGGCUGAGAGCUAGAUGGGGGAGUCUUUCUGGGGGCGGAGGGCAGAGGGAGGAGGGUGGGAGGGGCUCCAGAAGCACGCCCGGCCCCCACCUAAAUCUUUUAGCUUCAUAAUUUGAAACCGUGACCUGCUCUAAAGUGGACUUUGUAGCAACGAGAGGAGUAUCAGCGGGGAGGGGGAGGGGAGGGUGGGGGGCCGGGUGGGGGAGACCCUUUGUGGAUUUUCUUUGCCUUUGUGUUUAAUGCCGUGUGGGAAAAGUCACCUCCGAUGCCACCUCACCGCGGUCCUGACCGGUUCGGAGGCCAGACCAAGGAUGCUUCUUUCCCGGCUCUCAGAGCCGAGGACCCGCCCCGCCACUGGGACAGGCAGACCUGGUCAUGUCAUUGCACCCGUCCUGUGUCCUUGCCAUUGCUAUGCAAAGUGAUCUCUGUUGUACAUAAGAUUUAAAUACUGCACCUAUUUAAGAAAUGUUGACCAAUUGCGGGUCUGGGACCUGCCUCUUAUUUAUGACGUCUCUGGCCCUCCCUCCCUCCUGCACCUUUGGCGCGUGGUACUGUACAAACCAGUCAGCUGUUGGGUUAGUGGUAGUAUUUUUGUUAUUUUUUUAAAGGACGCAAACAGAGAA